AUGUCGCAGAAGGACGCCGAUUGUUCGUCGCAAAGAAUACGAACGCAUAUCAAGGUUCGACGCUGUAGUGUUUCCAGAGGUUGCCACAUGGAGUCGAGCGGCGACGGCUGCACGAAGCUUCUAGUACGUAGAGCCACAGACUUCUGCUGCGGUACAUCGUGCCGCGACAGGACGACAGCUCUUCUGUUUUUCAGUAGCUCUUUUUCGUCCACGGUUGGCUCCUCGGAGCACGUGCCGCUGACUCUCAAGUCCUCGACUCGUCGACCUCUCAGCCAGUCUUCUCUCCCGCCGUGCAGCAAGAUGAGUUCCGCAGCAGCAGUUGUGCGGCCGGUGCCAUCCCCUCUUCAUUCAGAGGCACAUCCAUCCACGACGACGGCAGCAGGCGUAGAUGAAAAUGCUCCGUUUUCCGUUCGUCACACACGAGACCUCUACGCACAGCUGAAAGCUCUGCAGAAGCGAGUUGAGUUUCUAAACAUCCAGGAAGAGUAUAUAAAAGAUGAACAAAAAAAUUUGAAAAGAGAGUAUUAUAGGGCUCGUGAAGAAUUGAAACGCAUACAAAGUGUUCCUCUAGUCAUCGGACAGUUCAUGGAGUUGAUAAGCGCCAACGAAGGCAUCGUGGCCAGCACUGCAGGCAGCAGCUACGUUGUACGCAUUCUCUCCACUCUCAACAGGCAAUUAUUGAAGACGGGUUGCAGUGUGGCACUCCACCGGCAUUCGCAUUCGCUUGUAGACGUCCUUCCCCCUGAAGCCGACUCAACCAUACAAACGCUGCAACUGCAAGAGAAACCCGACGUUACCUACGCAGAUAUCGGUGGUAUGGAUAUUCAGAAGCAGGAAAUACGAGAAGCCGUGGAGCUGCCUCUGACGUGCCCGGAGUUGUAUCAGCAGAUUGGUAUUGAUCCACCAACAGGCGUGCUGUUGUAUGGGCCCCCAGGCACUGGCAAAACAAUGCUUGCAAAAGCAGUUGCAAAUAAUACUACUGCAACAUUUAUUCGUGUUGUUGGAAGUGAAUUCGUACAAAAAUAUCUGGGUGAAGGGCCACGCAUGGUGCGAGAUGUCUUCAGACUUGCACGAGAAAACUCGCCGUCUAUCGUUUUCAUUGAUGAAGUUGAUGCCAUUGCGACCAAACGAUUUGACGCACAGACAGGAGCAGACAGAGAGGUCCAAAGAAUUCUACUGGAACUCCUCAAUCAAAUGGAUGGCUUCGAUCAGACAACUACAGUCAAGGUCAUAAUGGCAACGAACAGGGCUGAUACACUAGACCCAGCACUUCUGCGUCCAGGCCGCUUGGACAGGAAGAUUGAGUUCCCCUUACCCGAUCGCAGACAGCGACGACUAAUUUUUCAAACGAUCACUGCCAAAAUGAACCUAUCUGAUGAAGUGGAUUUAGAAGAUUAUGUUUCCCGACCGGAGAAAGUGUCAGCAGCAGACAUAGCUGCAAUAUGUCAGGAAGCGGGCAUGCAGGCUGUACGCAAGAACAGAUAUGUGGUUCUUUCCAAGGACUUCGAGAAGGGAUGGAAAGCGCAUGUCCGAAAGCAUGAUCGUGACUUCGAGUUCUACACGUUUUGA
This is a messenger RNA of Ochotona princeps (American pika), 1569 nucleotides long. RefSeq lists its product as uncharacterized. Gene Ontology annotation, biological process: proteasome-mediated ubiquitin-dependent protein catabolic process. The record is from RefSeq and is a predicted model, not a curated record. Gene Ontology annotation, molecular function: proteasome-activating activity; ATP binding; ATP hydrolysis activity. Gene Ontology annotation, cellular component: proteasome regulatory particle, base subcomplex. Lineage: Eukaryota; Metazoa; Chordata; Mammalia; Lagomorpha; Ochotonidae.